Molecule: messenger RNA, 2892 nt
Organism: Aedes aegypti (yellow fever mosquito)
Lineage: Eukaryota; Metazoa; Arthropoda; Insecta; Diptera; Culicidae
Gene: BNIP3
Product: BCL2/adenovirus E1B 19 kDa protein-interacting protein 3
Exons: 6
Coding region: 929-1696 (255 amino acids)
Biological process (GO): positive regulation of apoptotic process; mitochondrial outer membrane permeabilization
Cellular component (GO): nucleus; mitochondrial outer membrane; mitochondrial envelope
Source: RefSeq, a predicted model, not a curated record
UCCAUCAAAACAAAGUUGAACGGCACUCAGUGAAGUCGUGUUUUCGCGAGUCUCUUCGUAGGGUUGUAAACAGGGGAAAACAGGAUUUUUUAUAGGUAGUAGUGUGAUGCGCAAUCUACGGUGUACUGGAACAGCGAGUAAAAGUGUGUGACGUUGAACUGGGAGAGUAUCUCGGUCGUUUUUGUUUUUAUUUGUACAGUCGCCUGUCCCCAUCGUCAUCCAUAGACAGAAAACAAGAUUAUUCGAAUGCGAAUCAUUCUCCUACGUGCUGUAUACUAAUGCGCAGCAAGUUGUGGCCAGCUGGCAAAUGUGAAAACACAACAAUAGUCGAUCGUUAGUUGAACUGUGAGGACGCUGGUCGUUUCAAGAGUUCCAACAGAAAUUAGUGCUGUACUGUGUAAAACAACGGUAAAAUACUUGGAAGAAUAAGAAAUUUAAAACACUAAACCUGGCGUAAAUGUAUGCAAUUUAAAAUAAGCUGCAUUAACAAAGAAAAGCUGUAUGUAAAUUGAUCCAUAAAGUUCUGAUCGAGCAUUUUUUCGGUUUAAACAUCCCAGUGUAUUGCAUUGCGAAAAAGUCGCAGAAAAAAGUGCGUGAAAAGUGGAUCAACGUAAACAUUUUGUGUACGAUUGUAUGCGUAUCGCAACAAAUUGCGCGUCAAGCGAUAUUGCACCUGUGUCUGUGCUUUGUUUAUUCAACUUUCUGCUUUAGACCGCUGCCUGCUUUUUUCGUAGCCAGGCGACAACGCUCUGAUUGUUGCAGUGGAAACUCACGUACACUUUUGGAUCCUUUGUUUACAAAUAUAGUGAAGCGGGAGAAUUGAUUUUUCGCUUGUUUUCGUGCAUCACUGUGCAGAGGAGGAUAUUGUCCUGCAGGAGCCAUCCGGAGUAGGAUUGUACAUUCCAGACAAAGAGCCGUAGAACAGAGGAUGUUCAAAUCUAUCAACUUAACUAGUGAACCUAACAAGAUGUCAGCAACGCCGAGAAGCAGUGAGGAUUUAUUAGGAGAAUCAUGGAUCGAACUUUCUUCAAGCACAAACACAUGUCCCAAGAGUCCCGAUCGAACAACUCCGUUGCCAUUCACCUCGGUGGAAGAGUAUCUAAGACUGCUACGAGAAGCUCAACGGGAAUCCAAGGAAUCCAGCCGAGUUGCAUCGCUGACCAGUUCGCGGCGAGAUUCCCCCCGUGGAAGUCCUAAAUCUCCACCCAAUAGUCCCAAUACUGAACUUGCCACAACCGAAGAAGAGCUUAGGGGUGUAUACAUCAACUAUCUCAAUAGGGUUGAUGUCAUACCAGCUGGCGACUUGAUACACCGUGCAUUCAUUUCGUACUUGCUUCUGAAGCUGGAAGCCUGCGCAAAGCAGAUCGAGGAGCACGAAGCUCAAUUGAAUCAAACCACCAAAGAAGGAGCUGCUACUUCAGCUCAAAAGGAUACUGACUGGGUAUGGGAAUGGAGCAGUCGGCCGGACCAGCUGCCUCCAAAAGACUGGAAGUUCGAACAUCCAAAGCAAGAUGUUCGCCGUAUGCAACAGGGAUAUUCCAUGCGUUUAACUCGAGUAGGCAAAAAUUCACUUUUUUCAAGGGAAGUUCUGUAUUCGCUUGUGCUGACCAAUGUAUUAUCGUUGCUGCUGGGUGCCGGCAUUGGUGCCUGGCUUCAUAAACGAGGACUACUCUUCACACGUAUUUCAAUUGAAUAAUCUGAUGAAGAACGAUAAUUCCGACAUCACUGGGAGAUGAUUAUUUAAAGUAAAAGUUCAUCUCUUGAUACAGUCAGCUCAAUAUUGUCGAUUUCAAACUAAAAAGCAACUCUCUGAUAUUUGUGUUAAAAAAGUGCAGAAACGCAGUUUGUAGUUAAGCUAGGCAGAUGCGAGCAAGAAAGAUUGAACCGUAUCACGUUUUGGAACUUUUGCUCUAACCCAAUUCAUCGCCAUUAGAUUUAGUCAACGUGUCAAAAGCAACAUUAUCAGAUCAAGCACAGUGUAAUCUCCAUUUGUAUUGCAAACACAAGUUUCCUUGAGGCAAAACAUUCUACUGGGAACUGAAACCUUCCACUUGAUUUAACCUACAGAUGCUUUGAUAAAAGAAACAUAAAAAGCUGGGAACUCAGGAAAGCUAUCAAAUCCAGAAAACAUUUAAACAGGCUGAGAUUGAUGUGAUGAUUUUUAGGGAAACCGAAGAAUCAGACUAGCUAGGAAAUGUACAGAAAAACUAGUGGAUAACAGUGCAUCUAUUGGUGUUUCCAAACAAAUUCCAUGUCGAAAAUUGAAAUUAUUCCCGAUCACUAUUAGACAUAACGUAUUAUGAUGGACUUGUAUGAAUAUUAUAUUCCUUUCCAUGUUUUCGAUAUAAGCUCAUAAGAUUGGAUCGCGCAAUAGACGUAAUUAAAUCCACAGUUUUAUUAUUUCUACACAUAAACAGUUGUGGCAGAGUAUACUGCGGAAUUCUACGUUCACGAAAUGGAUUAUUUUUGUGUUAUUGAACUUCACCCGAACGAAAUUAUGUUUCUUGUCAAUCUUAACGAUAAUAAUAAACUUCUCUCUCACAUGCAGAGCGCCACCUAUGAAAAAUAAAUGAACCUAAUCUGCAAGCUUUUUCUUGAAUACCAAUUUUGCAUUUCAGUGACAUUUUUCUCACUGACCGAUAAAACUGUUGAAAUUGAAAGAUAAUGAUUUAUGUUAUUGCGCACUUUAUUCAUAUGCGAAAACCUUCUGUGUUAUGCUUAACUCGUUAUCAUAUAGAAUUAGUAAACAAAUAGCUUCUUCACUAUUGACGUAUAAACGUGAAUAAUUGGAAUCUAUCUAUCCAUACAAUUUAUUAAUAUCCAUCCAUCUUCAUAAAUUAUUAUUGUUUAGAACAUGAUUUUUAUAUGAAUUCUUAAAGAAAAAUAAAGGAA